Molecule: messenger RNA, 825 nt
Organism: Paralichthys olivaceus (Japanese flounder)
Lineage: Eukaryota; Metazoa; Chordata; Actinopteri; Pleuronectiformes; Paralichthyidae
Gene: smim22
Product: small integral membrane protein 22
Biological process (GO): regulation of cell population proliferation
Source: RefSeq, a predicted model, not a curated record
CUUCUGAACAACGAAAUAACGCGCCGUUUAUGCGACAAACCACUUUAAAGUCCGAUGUAGCCUGUAUUCAAAUGUACGUGUUCACGGUGUAUCUGUAGAAACAUGAGUGGUUUCUAAUUCUAGUCGUCGUGAGAGAUUCCGCCUGAUUACCAGUCAACAUUCACUGAAGUGCGUGGAUUUAUCCAGGAAGUAGACGCAUACAGACCGUGUGUGUGCUCGAUACGCAGAGAUGGAUCAGAGGAACAUCCAGCAGGAGUUUGAGGAGCAGGUCAACGAUGUGGUUUCCAGACUUCAGUCCAAGCAUUUCUUCCAGUCUGACUGGGACAUCGCUUCUUUUGCAGUCUUCUUCAUCUUCAUCGGUAUGGUUCUGCUGCUGGUCAUCCUGGUUAUCAUCCGCUGCUGCUGCUGCUGCUGCUGCGACGAGCAGAAGCCCAGAAGACGGAAGGUUGGCAUAGAGAACGUGGCUCUGGAGCUCUGACAGCUGAGCUGCACUGAUCAAGUAUUGCGAAGACGACUGAUGAAGAAGUAGAGCCUCUUAGUUUGAAUCCUGUGCCAAAGCUCUAUCAGUUUUUAACAGAGUUUAAACAAGUGUGCACAUGCAGCAGUGUGAAUAUUUGUUCUCUAGCACUUUAUAACCAAUGAAAAUGUAACACACCUUAUCUUGUUGACUGUCACUGCUGUGUGGGGCUGGUUGCUUGGAUACUGCAGUGGAGCGGAAACUUUCUGCAGUCUCUGUGUCUCUGUAGAUUUGAGACGACUUCCUCUGACUUCCUCUGUUUUAAUUUGAAGGUUUUAUUUAGCAAUAAAAAUAUAAAAGGAGGAAAA